Molecule: messenger RNA, 3045 nt
Organism: Heterobasidion irregulare TC 32-1
Lineage: Eukaryota; Fungi; Basidiomycota; Agaricomycetes; Russulales; Bondarzewiaceae
Exons: 9
Coding region: 1-3045 (1014 amino acids)
Source: RefSeq, a predicted model, not a curated record
AUGACCCCCUUUGAACAAUUCUGGGUCACAGACAAUGGCAAACGUGAGCGGGUGUAUUCCGAGAUCUACUCCUCGGAUGCGAUGCUUGAGGCCCACAAGGAGGUCUGCGCGCUGCCACAUGAACCCGGUGACGAUCUCGAACGUGUCGUCGUCCCAUUGAUGGCCUGGUCCGAUUCAACACAUCUUGCAAGCUUUGGGGAUGCAUCGCUCUGGCCAAUCUACGUCUCGUUCGGAAACCAAUCAAAGUACGUUCGUGGAAAGCCAACAUCUCAUGCAUGCCAUCAUCUGGCCUACAUUCCUUCGCUUCCCAGCCAGAUUCAGGAAUAUUACAGAAAGGUCUACGGAGAAACAGCAUCUUCAAAGGUUAUCACUCACUGCAAGCGCGAACUCAUGCAAAAAAUCUGGGAGCACUUACUAGAUAAAGAAUUCAUGAAGGCGCACAAGCACGGAAUGAAGAUUCUAUGCAGCGACAAUGUUUGGCGCCUUUUUUUCCUGCGAUUCCUGACAUACUCUGCAGACUAUCCAGAGAAAGUCCUCCUCGCCACAAUUAAGUACCUUGGAACCUGUCCAUGUCCUCAGUGCCUCAUCGAGAAGAGCGAGAUCUCACAAAUGGGCUCUAAGUUGGAUAUACGGCGGCGUGAAGCCAUCCGCCUUGACACCCCUAUCCGACAUAUUGAAUUAGAAACUGCACGUAAAAUCAUCUUUCAGAAUGGAGUUCCUGUCGACAGUAAGAGAGUCGACAAGGUCCUGGGCAAUCACUCUCUUACUCCGACACGGAAUAUAUUUUCGCACCGAUUCCAUCAAUCUGGAUCAAAUUUCUUCCGGAUGUUUGUUGUUGAUCUCUUGCAUGAAUUUGAACUUGGCGUUUGGAAAGCCACAUUUACUCACCUGAUCCGUAUCUUGUACGCUGAGGGUGGUGACCAGGUUCAGCACUUGGAUGAGCGUGUAGACGCCAUCCGAAGAUUUCAUAACAAUGCAUCUGCCAUGAAGAAACCAGCUGCACGAGACUUCGAAGAUCUUAUUCAGUGUGCCAUUCCUUGUUUUGACAGCCUGCUACCUGUACCCCACCAUGCCAUUGUUAUGGACCUGCUUUUUGCUCUUGCAACAUGGCAUGCUUACGCUAAGCUGCGGCUCCACACUGACUCAAUAUUGAUAUCUCUCGAGUUGGCGACAACAGCACUCAGCCAACACAUGCGCAAAUUCAAAGCUACUACCUGCGCAUCCUAUGAGACAAUGGAGCUUCCAGGAGAAGAAACUCGCCGUGUACGACGGCAAGUUGCCAAGGCCGCGAACCAACAAAAGAAAACAACGGCACUCAGUGCAAAGAAGAAAAAACUCACACAGCCAGGAAAACGACGGAAGGACUUCAACAUUUCCACAUACAAGAAUCACGCGCUUGGGCAUUACGCCAAGACAAUCCGGCUCUUUGGUACGACAGAUUCAUAUACAUCGCAACAGGGAGAACUUCAGCACCGCCACUCAAAGCGCCGCUUCAAAAGGACAAACAAAAACCAGUUCACGAAGCAGCUCGCACAACAUGAGAGCCGAGAACAUGCUGUGCGCAAAGUAAAUGAACGCAUGAUGGCCUCCAGUCAACCCCUCCCGGCCCCUGGUGGUAAGAAGUUGACUGCUCGUGGUGAUGCCCUCCUGUGCACACGGCCAGAAAUACACCAUCACAUUGCUGAGUCUGUCAAAGAGUAUGACUACAUCACCCCUUGGCUUACCGAGAACCUAGGGGACCCUGCACUCAAGCUUUUUUUUCUAAACGAAUUUCUUCCGCGUCUUCGGGACCACCUGCUUGCACACUUACUAGGCAAAAUUUGGGACGGUGACGAGCACAGCUUCACAGAUGCAGAGCGGAGACAAAUUCUGUUCGAUAAUGACCGCCUUUACCGACACAGCACUGUACGGAUCAACUACACGACAUAUGAUAUACGUCGAGCCCAGGAUUCCAUCAACACGCACAGUCAUGCCGAUAUCAUGCUACUGUCGCAUGAAGAUGACGGCGACGCAACCCCUCCGCACCCCUACUGGUAUGCCCGUGUCAUCGGCAUCUACCAUGUCUUCGUCACGCACCCGACCCUGUCGCCUGAACCUAGACGGCUUGAUUUCCUUUGGGUCCGCUGGUUCGGCCGCGAUACGGGCUCGCCAAGUGGAUGGGCCGCGAGACGCCUACAUCGUGUUGGCUUUGUCGAUAGCAACGACCCGAGCGCAUUUGGUUUUGUUAAUCCUCAAGAUGUGAUCCGCGGUGUUCAUAUGAUCCCGGGAUUUGCUUACGGUCGCACGUCCGAACUUUUAGCGCAUUCAAUUGCUAGAAAACAUGAAGAAAACAAACCUGACGGGAAUGAUGACGAAGAAGACCCUGAAUGGAUGUAUCAAAAUGAGUAUGACGAGCGCUGCGAAGAGACCGACUACCUUUUUUAUUAUGUCGGAAUGUUUGCCGACCGUGAUAUGUUUAUGAGGUUCCGCGGUGGCGGAAUAGGCCAUAGAGGUACACGCAGUGUUGACAAGUACCUCCAACAGGAUACGUACACCCUUGACCCCGAGGAUCUCACCGAAGAGCACGAGGCACCUUUGAAUGGCCCGAGCAACACGAACGCCGCCACGGUCAGCGCUGCCGAAGCCGACGUAGCGUCAAACGACGCGCACAUGAGCACUGCCAAUGCCACAGCGACAUUAUACGUGGACAUGCCGUCAACAGAGGGUGAUGCUGACGGUGUUGCCGACAAAGGAGGGGGGAUUUCAGACAGCGAGGACUCGGGUAUGCCGGAGGAUCCUGAGAACAUAUCAAAAGGUAAGAGCCGUGAAACAGCGGGGGAAAGCGACACCCACGAUGAUGACAAGGACGAGGACGAGGAAGAGGACGAGGGCGAACAUGAAGGCGAGUCCGAGUCCGGGUCCGAAGAUGAGUCCGAGUCUGAGUCCGAGUCCGAUGAUGGGAGCGGCUCGGAGGAUGCUGCGGACGAGGGAUCAGAGAGCGGGGACACUGACGACGAGGCCGACGACGAGGCGAUUCGAGACCGUGAAGGCUACGGCCCACUGUAG